AUGGCAGCAAGCUUCGCAGUCAAGUCUCUAGACCAUUUUGUUCUUACAGUCCGCUCCAUUCCAGAGACAGUGGCUUUCUACAAGACGCAUUUAGGGAUGCGUCACGAGGUCUUCACCUCACCGGCCAACCCCGCCGUUCAAAGGCAUGCUCUCCUCUUCGGCAGCCAGAAAAUUAACCUUCAUCAAUCAGGCAAAGAGUUUGAGCCCAAAGCGCAGAAUGUCAUGCCGGGGAGUGGAGACUUGUGCUUUUUGACGGAUGAGAAUGUGGAAAAGGUGCUGCAAGCUUUUCAAAAAGCAAAGAUUGAGGUAUUGGAGGGAGCCAAGAUCGUGGAUCGAACCGGGGCAAUUGGCAAGCUUCGGAGUGUCUAUGUGAGGGAUCCUGAUGGUAACUUGAUUGAAGUUUCAAAUUACUCAUGA
Molecule: messenger RNA, 417 nt
Organism: Penicillium atrosanguineum
Lineage: Eukaryota; Fungi; Ascomycota; Eurotiomycetes; Eurotiales; Aspergillaceae
Product: VOC family protein
Exons: 4
Coding region: 1-417 (138 amino acids)
Source: RefSeq, a predicted model, not a curated record